Messenger RNA from Daldinia childiae, 1506 nucleotides. RefSeq names its product Phenylalanine-tRNA ligase beta subunit. The transcript has a single exon. Gene Ontology annotation, cellular component: phenylalanine-tRNA ligase complex; cytoplasm. Bases 1 to 1506 code for a protein of 501 amino acids. The record is from RefSeq and is a predicted model, not a curated record. Gene Ontology annotation, biological process: phenylalanyl-tRNA aminoacylation. Gene Ontology annotation, molecular function: RNA binding; phenylalanine-tRNA ligase activity; magnesium ion binding. NCBI's taxonomy places the organism in Eukaryota, Fungi, Ascomycota, Sordariomycetes, Xylariales, Hypoxylaceae.
AUGAAGGUACGGCCGCUAGUCGGUGGCGCGAUCUUGCGCAAUGUCAAGUUCACCCAGAAGAACUAUGAUUCCUUCAUCGCCCUUCAAGACAAGCUACACCAGAACCUCGCCCGCCAGCGUACGUUAGUCGCCAUCGGAACCCACGACUUGGAUACUAUCAAGGGACCCUUCACAUACGAGGCGCGACCGCCGCAAGAAAUUGUCUUCACGCCCCUCAACCAGACCAAGCAGAUGAACGGGGAGGAACUGAUGGCUUUCUACGAGAAGGAUAAGAAUAUAGGUAAAUACCUACACAUCGUCCGGGACAAUUCAGUUUAUCCCGUCAUCUACGAUGCGAAUAGGGUAGUCUGCUCGCUGCCACCCAUCAUCAACAGCGACCAUUCCAAGAUCUCUCUCAACACCAAGAACGUCUUUAUAGAAUGCACAGCAACGGACCAGACUAAGCUGGAAAUCGUCAUCAACAUGAUGGUCGCAAUGUUCUCCGUCUAUGCCGAGGAGCCUUUCACCGUCGAACCUAUCAAGGUCAUAUCCGACCACAACGGCCAGACACGGAUAACACCCAACCUAACACCACGAACAACGACUGUCGAGGUCGACUACUUGAACGGUUGCCUUGGCCUCUCCGAGUCCGCCGAGAAUAUCAGUAAACUCCUCUCAAAGAUGGCCUUAGCAGCUAAGCCCUCAAGCGAGAACCCGAACGCCCUAAUAGAAGUUACAAUACCGCCGACGCGCGCCGACAUACUCCAAAGAUGUGAUAUCAUGGAAGAUCUCGGCAUCGCAUACGGAUUCAACAAGCUCCCCAGGAUGACCGUGACCAAGACAGUCGGUGCGCCCCUGACUCUUAACAAAUUAGCCGACAUCGUGCGCCUCGAGUCUGGCAUGGCAGGCUGGUCCGAGGUCAUGCCCCUGAUCCUAUGCAGCCACGACGAGAACUUCGCAUGGUUGAACCGCAAGGACGACGGAACCAAAGCGGUCAGACUCGCCAACCCCAAGACCGCCGAGUACCAGAUUGUGCGCACGUCGCUGCUCCCCGGCCUACUAAAGACCAUCCGCGAAAACAAGGGCGUGGCCCUCCCGCUCCGCAUCUUCGAGACCUCGGACGUCGUGUUCAAGGAUCCUAGCGUGGAGCGAAAGGCCCGCAACGAGCGCCACUUCGCCGCUGCCUGGUACGGCAAGGCUUCCGGCUUCGAGGAAGUUCACGGCCUGCUGGACCGCGUCAUGGCUAUGCUGCGCCAGGCCUUCCUAACCCACGACGAAGGCCUCACCGGCAAGGACAUCGAUUUCAAAGUCACCCCCCAACACCUCAAGCGCGACGGCUACUGGCUCGAGCCUAUCGACGACGAGGCUACUUUCUUCCCCGGCCGCGCUGCUGCCGUCUUCGCCCGCCUAAGCGGCAAGACGGCGCGGAUCGGCGAGUUCGGCAUCUUACAUCCCUCUGUCCUCGAGAACUUCGAGCUCAAGUACCCCGUCAGUACGCUCGAAGUCAAUCUCGAGGUCUUCUUAUAA